Nothobranchius furzeri (turquoise killifish) is the source of this 3700-nucleotide messenger RNA. It is a transcript of the gene fam20ca, whose product is annotated as FAM20C golgi associated secretory pathway kinase a. Lineage: Eukaryota; Metazoa; Chordata; Actinopteri; Cyprinodontiformes; Nothobranchiidae. The record is from RefSeq and is a predicted model, not a curated record. Gene Ontology annotation, biological process: enamel mineralization; protein phosphorylation. Gene Ontology annotation, molecular function: protein serine/threonine kinase activity. Gene Ontology annotation, cellular component: Golgi apparatus.
CUUUCAUGUCACUGUAGUGCUGCUGUUGCUGCUGCUGCUGCUGCUGCUGCUGUUGGUGUGCAGACGCAGCCAAUCUCUUCCUCAUGACGCCACCGAGGUUGGGCUCAGAUGUCUUCGAUCCGAAGAUUUAACAAACCCAACCUGAAUGAACACGGAGCAGAGACCAAGCCGUGCGGAGAGGACAAAUCUCGACCUGGAUCCGAGCACCGGCCAGCCAGCCAGCCGGCCGACGUCUGAUGUGACUCCUGCCAGGCUUUGUCAGGAAGAACUGGGGCAGCAUCCAAGCAUCUUUCCGAUGACCUGCUCAUUUUUAUUCCUAAUGGAUGCUUUUUAAUCAUUUUUAUUUGCCCUAAAUACACAUGGGCAGCUUUCAAUGUAAUGUCUACGUGACUUUUUUUCUUUGUAAAUACAUACACCCACUGGCGUCAGCACGAGGAAGUGGCUCUAUGGAAUGCGUGCACCGGGACCCCACUCCCUCCUGCUGCACCUUCUGAAACAUUUGUCCAGCCUUCCGUCCUCCUGGCACCGCAUCCUGCUCCGAAGAGGCGCUAAAUGAGGCGUUUGCGUGCACCUGUCUGGACAUGAAGAAGCUGGACCUUUACGCAACCACAGACUGUCAAACAUGAUGUAGUUUUAGCACAAACCUACACUCUUUGUAUGUAAAAUGCUCAGAUAAUUGUGUCCGCGCCGCGCUCAAAGCUUCUCUCUCUCUGUGAACUUAUAGAGUUAUUACCCACAAAUAACCAUGAUACUGUUUCGCAAAUUCAGAUUUCUGAUACUCAUGGUGUUUCUGGUGGCGUGCACUUUGCACAUCAUGAUAGACCUGUUACCAAAGCUGGAGAAGAGGGCGUCUGGGGCGGACAGCGGCGACGGCGCCGGGUGCCAGUGCGCGCAGCACCCGGACAGCGAUGUGCAGGGCUGGGGCAAGCAGCGAGCCAGGUCGCCGGGCGAAGCCGGCUGGCCUAACAAACACACGCUGAGAAUCCUGCAGGAUUUCAGCAACGAGCCGAGCUCCAACAUCACCUCACAUUCCCUGGAAAAGAUCACAGCCGCAGCCGGGAACAAAGCGGGGGACUCCUACGGGAAGACGAGACAGUCGGCUGGGAACCAGAGGGACGACAAGCCGCUGAUCGGGAACGCCAGCGGCGCUCGGACCGCGUCUGCCCAGGCUGUCUCCAGACUGUCCGCUCUGUUUCAGCAUCACUUAUACAAGGUUGACCUGCCUCCCCUCACGGAUGAUGAUACUUUAUUUAAAACUGACAUCAGGUUUUAUCCCAGAGCAACAGGAAACCAGGCAUGGCACGAUGGCAAUGAUGAAGAGGAUGAGUUUUCUCCCACCUCAGAGGUGACAGCUGAAUCUUACCCCAAUUGGCUGCAGUUCCACAUCGGGGUCAAUCGCUAUGAGCUGUACCCUCGACACAGUCCUGUGCUGGAUGCCUUGCUCAAGGACCUGGUCACACAGAGGAUCACCAGCGUGGCCAUGAAAUCGGGAGGCACUCAGCUGAAGCUGAUCAUGACUUUCCAGAACUACGGACAAGCCCUGUUCAAGCCCAUGAAACAGACCCGAGAGCAGGAAACUCCUCCAGACUUCUUCUACUUCUCAGAUUUUGAAAGACACAAUGCUGAAAUUGCUGCUUUUCACCUGGACAGGAUUCUUGACUUUCGGAGAGUGCCCCCAGUGGCAGGACGACUCGUCAACAUGACAAGUGAGAUCCGAGAUGCGACUCGUGACAAGAAGCUGUGGAGGACCUUCUUCAUCUCACCAGCCAAUAACAUCUGCUUCUACGGUGAAUGCUCCUACUACUGCUCCACCGAGCAUGCUCUGUGCGGUAAACCGGACCAGAUCGAAGGCUCGCUGGCUGCCUUCCUGCCAGACCUGAACCUGGCUAAGCGGAAGACGUGGAGGAACCCCUGGAGACGAUCAUAUCACAAACGCAAAAAAGCAGAGUGGGAAGUGGAUCCAGAUUAUUGUGACGAGGUGAAGCAGACACCACCAUACGACCGUGGCUCUAGACUGCUGGACGUCAUGGACAUGACCAUCUUUGAUUUCUUAAUGGGUAACAUGGACCGGCAUCAUUAUGAAACUUUUGAGAAGUUUGGAAAUGACACCUUCAUCAUUCACCUCGAUAAUGGAAGAGGGUUUGGGAAACACUCCCAUGAUGAGCUGUCCAUCCUAGUCCCUCUCAGCCAAUGCUGCAGGGUCAAGAAGUCCACUUACCUGCGUCUCCAGCUUCUUGCCAAAGAGGAGUACCAGCUGAGCUUUCUGAUGGAGGAGUCUCUGCUGCGGGACCGCCUGACCCCUGUCCUCAUCCAGCCUCACCUCCAGGCCAUGGACCGCCGGCUGCGGUUCGUUCUGCAGGUCAUAGCAGGCUGCAUAGAGAAGGAGGGCUACGUUAAUGUCGUGGAGGAGGACCUGGUGGGGGACACGGCCACUCACAGGGGCCCGGCCCAGAGGUAGUGAGGGCCACGCUUCAGGGAGACAACACUGAAGCAGGGACCACGUCUGUGGCUGUUUGACCUUUGGGAUUCAACCAAAAAUAUUCGAUAUGAAGCUGAAUUCAGUGAAUUCCGAGACUGCCAUCUUUGCCUCUUAAGGAACUGCUUUAAGUUGUUUAUAUGGAAACAAGCAUCUACAGACUGUGUUUACACAGAGGCUUUAUAUUUGUCAGACACAGCCAUAUUUUUGUUUUAUUAUCUGUAUGAUGGAACAUAAGGGAACUGUGUUGUGAACAUAGAUGGGUUUGUUGGACACAUUACCAAAUGCAACACUGAUCGGGCAGAAGAACCGUCAGACAAUAAGCUUUAUCAGUUAUGUCAGUGCAUCAACUUUGUGCCGAAUUUAUCGUUUAACAUCUGAUGACCAGGAGAAAGCCUUGCAAGUAUCUUUUUUAAAUUUUCUUGGCCCAGACUCUCUGUAGAUCAAACCAGAUUAUCACGUUCACAAUUUAGUAAACAUAUUUCACUUUACUUAAAUGCAGUUAUUGUUCAUUUCCAAUUUCUCCUGGAUGUUUAUCACAAAAACAACAUUUUCAAAACAACAUUUCAGGAUUUUAAACCAGAUUUGUCAACUGAGCUGAUUUAUUUAAACAUGCUUUGGUGAUCUGGUGAAUGAAUCUCUGUGUUAAAGCAAACUUGAAGCAUCUAGUUGGUUGCGUAGGUUUAAAGUUUAUGCAAUGCAAACAUUUUCAGAUUUUUUUAUUUAUUUGUGAACCAAAAGAAUUCCACAAUAUGUCUAACUUUCAGGUUCUUAAACAUGUUUUCCACACAAUCAAGCACAGUAUUCAUGAUCAUAUUUCAGAAACUGACAUUCCUGAGAAUGUUAUUUAUUUGUUUAGAUGAUAAAAACCUUUAGUGCUGUUUGAUUUGGAAGAACUGACAAAGAGGUGCCCGUGCAAUUUCCUUUUUCUCCUCCAAAGAGUCCUGUGUAUGUGCUAAUCCUGUAUCUGUGCAAUGCCAGAAAAAUCAGUACUUGAAUGUGUGGGUUGGCAGUAUUAACAGGAUUCACAGAGCAGUGUAGAGUUGGGUUUGUGCGAUCAAUGCCUCGUCCAGACACAGGGACAACCAUGGUUUUUAAUACGUUCAGUGUAAAUACUUAUAAAUAUUUUCAGGAUCAAAUAAGCUGCACUGCAGAGUAAUUUGCUUCUGUUCUCUGCUCCUGCAUUGUUACUGUGAAGAUCUGUUUACUAAAUGAUUAAAGUGU